AUGCAUCUCAACGGCCUACUCCGCGGGCUCACCCUGCUGUUACUCAGCAGCGGGGCUGUCUCUCUCCCGCACCAGGAUAGCCGGAACGAUCUGAUGCACAGCAGACGCCACCUGAUGGCGAGGCAAGCUCCCGUCUCAAACACCACAAGACCAGCUAGCACCAGGGCCUCCUCCACACAACCCCUAAUCACUCCCGACCCUAGAACAUCCACACGCGUAUCAUCCACAUGGACAACCAUCGGGACGUCAAGCUCAGCACCGACAACUCAGACAAUCUCUGGUGGAGAGGUCGUCGUAGCAGUUAUCGGAGCAACCUACGUAGCUGGCGCUGGCGGCGGAUCUCUCGUGGUUGCAGGUGUCACCCACGCGCUAGCUCCCGGAGCUGUUGUGUCAAUCAUCGGUACCGGAGCGAACGGUGAUACUCCUGAGAUUGAAAACAUCUCGAAUCCGGCCCCAUCACAAAAUCCGCAAACCUCGGAUCCGGCAGAAUCCAAGCCUCCUUCUUCUGCUCCGUCUGUUCCCAGCUCUACCUCCGCAGCACCUACUUCAACAUCUGCAACAUCGUCUUCCACACCAUCAUCCACAGCUGUACCAACGCCCUACAUCAUCCUCACUUCGCAAAACUCCACAAAACAAGAGAUUCAAGACCUCAACAACACACUCUCAAGAGAUGCUGCACCAAGGUCACUGGAGGAGGUCAUUAGUGACCGCACCGGCUUGGUGGCCAUGUUCAAGGCGAACAUCACUACUGAGCAGGCAAACGCUAUGUCCAAGCGUCCUGGUGUUGCCGGUGUCACUCCUGAUGAGAGGCUGGAAGAAGAGCAACCGCCGUCAUCUUCUGCACCGCCUUCAUCUGCAUCGCGCCAGCCAACAGCGACUGGUCCUCCUGGUUCGCCAAAGACAAGUGUUCCUAACCCGUCUGACAUUGCGCUACAAUCGGAUGCAGUUGAUGAACUCAAGGCAAUUUCGCAGCCAGCUGGAGCAAGCAUUGCGGACUUGCCUGGAUUCGGAUAUGCUUCUGAAGCAGGAAAGGGAGUCACGAUUUAUGUCAUUGACACGGGCGCCAAUGCUGAGAACUCCGAAUGGACGGGCAUGACGGGAACGAAGGGCUUUAUGUACGCCCCUGGCGCGACGAAGGACGAGACUGACUUCUUGAACCAUGGCUCCUGUGUAGCUUCGAAAGCAGCCGGACCAGCAUACGGCACCGCCAAGGGAGCUGAUUUGAUUGCUGUGAAGCUACCAGGCACUCUCUCGCUCUCCGCUAUCUUCACAGCUUUGAUUGAGAUUAGCAACGAUGUCUUCCAGAAGAAGCUUGAAGGCAAAGCUGUCAUCAACAUGUCCCUAGGAUCUCGUAUCCCCGACAAAUUGUCGUCUACCACCACCGCGUACAAGCUACUGCUUGUAGCCCUUAUGGCGGAAGAUAUCGUCAUCGUCACGGCGUCUGGAAAUGAUGCUCAAUAUGGCGUGGAUGAUGUGACAGAGUACCCUGCUCUCUUCGGGCCUACCACGGAUAUCAUCGUCGUUGGAGCGACUGAGAAUGACGGCUACCGUGCAUUUUUCUCCCAAGGCACUGGAGAUCAACUAACUGUUUCUGCUCCCGGUUUCGUCGAUUGUGCCUCUGGUAGAUCUGCCGGUUCGCAGGAGCUUUAUGGGACUUCGUUCGCCGCUCCCGCAGUCGCUGGCGUGAUUGCAGUCUGGCUUUCUCAAGACGAGCACAAGGCGCGUCUUCAGGUCCCGGGCUCAGUCGCCACAAACGUCAAGGAGAUGGUCAAAUCUCUCGCAUACUCCAGAGUCGAGGGCGAGCCCGCCGUCAUCUGGAACGGUAUUGACCCUCGUGGUUUGGCAUGCUCUGCCCCUGGAUCUUCUGCGGGUAGACGUCGCCAAGCAGCGCCUUCGGGAGGCGCUGGUUCCUGUCAGGCAACUUCCGUUGCCUCUGCAGCUCCCACCAGCACCUCUGUUCCAGAGGCGCCGACCUCGACCACUGUUCCAGCUCCAACCUCUGCUGCGCCUUCGUCAUCGGCAUCUGCACAGCCUUCCCCGCCACCAAAACCGACAUGGAGUGAUGCUCCCCAAGGCUUUACUAAGGUUUUGGAGCGUGAUGGAGUAGCUAGUGCCGACUACGAUGCCACUUCUGAUAGCGCAAGUGAGGGAGUGACGAGCGGAAUAGAGCAGUGGUGUCUCUCUAAGUGCACAGAUCAAUGCGCCUCUGUCUUCCUUUACAGGGUUCUUCAAUUCAACCGCGGUGCCUACAACCCUUAUUAUAUCUGCAAUAGGUAUAACAAGGUGUGGUCUGAUACCUUUAUCCAAACUGGGAUCAGUUCAAGUGACGCGGGCGUAGCAUUCAAGUAA
This is a messenger RNA of Colletotrichum abscissum, 2349 nucleotides long. RefSeq lists its product as uncharacterized. Bases 1 to 2349 code for a protein of 782 amino acids. The transcript is spliced from 8 exons. Gene Ontology annotation, biological process: proteolysis. Lineage: Eukaryota; Fungi; Ascomycota; Sordariomycetes; Glomerellales; Glomerellaceae. The record is from RefSeq and is a predicted model, not a curated record. Gene Ontology annotation, molecular function: serine-type endopeptidase activity.